AUUCACGGUCAAACUAUGAGUUGAGCUGACAAGAAAAAAAAAUCUUUUUGUUGUAAAUAAAAAGAGGUUCUUUCAACCCAUAUCAUAUCCGCCAAACCAUGACGGAGACACCUCGGAAUCCGGUGCCAGAGAGCAACCUGGUCAAGACAGAGAAAGUGAUUGAUGCCUCGGCCGAGGAGGUCGCCAAAAGUCAAGAGUUGAUACAAGCUGUGGCGGACGGAAAUGCUGAAAAGGUCGAACGAUUACUCAAGGACGGUGCAAACCACAGUGCUCGCGCCGCUCACGGAAGAACUAUGCUGCAUUUUGCGACCAUGAUCGGUAGUCUUCCAAUUGUGAAGCUGCUUUUGAGCUAUGGACACCCCUGGAACCUCGUGGACGAUGACUACAAGUCUGUGGGAGACUAUGCCAAAUCAUUCAACCAACCCGAGAUCUAUGAAUUUCUGCUCGAGGAGGGUGUUCGCACAGAGCUUUUGAUGGGACUUAUGCAACGAAAGCUUAAGACUGAAUUGCUGGAGGCGCAACAGGAUGAUGACAACGAGGAAGAAGAGGGAGAAGAGGGAUAUAAGCAAGAGGAAGUUGACGGUAAGGAGACCACGGCAGCCUCAGGACAAGAGGCCUUAUCGUCUUCAAGGGAGAACGAAUCAGAGCCAGCGACCAAGAAGCAAAAGGUUGAAACAUUGCCCGAGGUACCCAAUGCCUCAUAUCUAGCACAACCACUUCAGUACACAGACGAUGGCGACCGACUGCUGGAUGCUGAUAAGAAUGGAGUCAUGAUGGGCUGGGAGUUGCCAUUGAUGGUCCGUCACGCCGAAGUUAUCGCUCCUGAGGAAGGCCUUCGAGUUCUCAAUGUUGGAUUCGGACUGGGACUGAUUGACAAGGAGCUCCAGAAAAAGUCUCCCACGCAACAUACGAUCAUCGAGGCGCAUCCGGACGUGUAUGCCCAUAUGGUAAAGGAAGGCUGGGACAAGAAACCCGGCGUUAAGAUCUUGUUUGGACGGUGGCAGGAUGUGGUGGAUCAGCUGGAGGUAUACGACGGUAUCUUUUUCGACACAUUCGGCGAGUACUAUGAGGACCUGAGGGCGUUCCAUGAGAUUGUGCCAAAUCAUUUGGAGGAAGGCGGUGUCUAUUCCUAUUUCAAUGGACUUGGUGCUACGAAUCAGUUCUUCCACGCAGUGUACAAUCGAAUCUCGGAACUAGAACUGAGCGAAAUGGGGUUCACGGUCGAGUACGAGGAAAUGGACAUUGGAUUGAAGGAAGAAGAAUGGAACGGCGUUAAGCGGGCAUACUGGACCCUGGACAAAUACUAUCUUCCUGUUUGUCGUCUCGAUGGAUUCUGAGGCACUUAGACACAGCCCUGCAUUUUUGUCUUGUAGACCAACAUCAAAUACAAUUACCAUGCUGCGCUUUCAAACAUGAUUGCCAGGAACUACUCCUUCCCGGAAGGUAGAGAAGUUGAAGCAAGGUACACAUGCACUGCGUGGGUUGCUCGCGAUAGAUGACAGAAUCCUUUUCCAUGGCACGGUGGUACAACUUUUUUGCUAAAGGUAAAAUUUUCUGGCCGUCUGUGCACUCAACGAACGUCCGUUUUGCC
Gamsiella multidivaricata is the source of this 1591-nucleotide messenger RNA. Its product is annotated as S-adenosyl-L-methionine-dependent methyltransferase. The record is from RefSeq and is a predicted model, not a curated record. NCBI's taxonomy places the organism in Eukaryota, Fungi, Mortierellomycota, Mortierellomycetes, Mortierellales, Mortierellaceae. Gene Ontology annotation, biological process: peptidyl-arginine methylation. Gene Ontology annotation, molecular function: protein binding; protein arginine N5-methyltransferase activity. Bases 99 to 1337 code for a protein of 412 amino acids. The transcript has 2 exons. Gene Ontology annotation, cellular component: nucleus; cytoplasm.